AUGUCUGGAAAUAAUGGAAAUGGCGACAGGGAAGGCCAGAUCACCUUUCACUACCCAAUGCUCUCCAAAAGUAAUUAUGGUGUAUGGGCCAUAAAGAUGAGAGUUUUCAUGCAAGCUCAAAGAGUUUGGGAUGCAGUGGAGCCCAGAACCUCGAACACGGUUAUAGGAGUAAAGAAAGACAAGAUGGCAUUGACAACCAUCUAUCAAGACAUACCUGAAGAUUUGUUACUCUCAUUGGUGGAGAAGAAGGCAGCCAAAGAAGUAGGAGAUGCCUUGAAGACCAUGUUCAUGGGAGCAGAUAGGGUGAAGACACCAAGAAUACAGACACUCAAGACAGAAUUUGAAGCCAUGACAAUGAAGGAGACAGAAGGGGUUGAUGGUUUCACUGCAAAAGUGUGCAAUAUAGUGAGUACUAUGCGUACUCUUGGGGACACUUUAGAAGAGUCUUAUAUUGUGAAGAAACUGUUGAGGGCAGUACCACCCAAGUUUCUCCGAAGGCUAAAAGCCUAUGAAGAACGUAUGAAAGGUGAUGGUGAAUCAGAAGAUAGAAAACUUCUCAUAAUCUAUCAGCAAUCGUCAGAGAAGAGAAAGAAGAAGGGUGAUGGUGACUCAAAAUCAAAGACAAACUGUGGUGAUUUUAAUGGGUCACGUGGAAGAGGAAGAGGUCGUGGUGGCCGUGGUAGAGGUGGUCAUCAUAAUCAAGGGAGCCAAGGUGCAUUUAGCAGUCAAGAUAAGAGUAGUGUUCAGUGGUACAAUUGUCAGGAGUUUGGGCACUAUACAGCCGAAUGCAAGAACCUAAGGAAAGAAAGAAAUCAAGAAAGUAUCUUGGUCCAGGUUGAUAAUGAACCGACGCUAUUGUUAUCAUCCUUUGAAGUCAAAGAAGAAAUAGGGGAAGUGUUCUAA
Lactuca sativa (garden lettuce) is the source of this 903-nucleotide messenger RNA. RefSeq lists its product as uncharacterized. The record is from RefSeq and is a predicted model, not a curated record. NCBI's taxonomy places the organism in Eukaryota, Viridiplantae, Streptophyta, Magnoliopsida, Asterales, Asteraceae.